Messenger RNA from Rhinolophus ferrumequinum (greater horseshoe bat), 8806 nucleotides. RefSeq names its product Jrk helix-turn-helix protein (gene JRK). Bases 1885 to 3549 code for a protein of 554 amino acids. The transcript is spliced from 2 exons. Gene Ontology annotation, cellular component: nucleus. Lineage: Eukaryota; Metazoa; Chordata; Mammalia; Chiroptera; Rhinolophidae. The record is from RefSeq and is a predicted model, not a curated record. Gene Ontology annotation, molecular function: DNA binding.
AUCUCUACCGCCUUCUGCGAAACCAUCGAGGCGAGAGUCCUCCGGGCUGCCUAGAGCGUCCCGGAAGUGGCGGUGACGGUGAAGGGGCGCGGAUCGGCUGCACUUCCGGCGGCGGUGGCUGCUCCGGGUCCGCAGGAGGUUUUGUCUCGCUAGCCAGAUGACCGUGUUUUCAGCUGUCUUGUACCGCCCUGCACAUACCUGCAUGUCAAGCGUGAGGAAGCAUCCGUCAUGAGUGAAUUCCUGGCACUGAGCCUGCACUGAGCCUGCAGGACACCUUUUCCAGCGGUCCCGGCCCUUCCUUCUUCCUGUGGUGCUUCGAGUCAGGCUCUGUCAAGUGACUGGGCUCCCAUUUUCUCCUGGUUUCAUAUUAAACAUCUCCCUAAAGGUGGAUUGUGGCCUUUACUUCCCUCUGCUCCUCGUAGGGCCAAACAGUACGGCAUCACACUGUCACACCCAGUAAAUAGGAUGUAAAUAGUAUCCCUGUAGGACCAGCACCUUCCUUCACUUUGCAGACCAGGACUGACUCGGAAGGGUGCAAGGAUGUGCCCAGAGAUGACUGGUGACAGGCCCGGAUUUGUCUUUGGGGCUGUUGCUACAUUUGAGGAAACUUUUCAUUUCUCUUGAGUUGUAGUCUCAAAGAGCCACAUUUUUAUGCUCUAUGGAUGACUCGUCCUGUGGCCUCACCAAAUGCUCAAAGUUGGAAGAAGCAGCCAAGAUGAGGGUUUGGGGUGGGGUAGGGAGUCACAGCCAGAAGUGCACUUGUGAGUACCGCAUGCCUUUCACUGCGGGAUGUGGCGAGGGGUGACAGUAAGCUCACUGUGGCUGCUACCUGGGUGGUCUGCGGUCCUUCCCAGGUGAGGGGUGAGAGGGCUGUAGGCUGAGUCAUGGAGGCAGGGGACAGCUGCUUACGAGGGAGAAGACAGGACUGUCAGAGCCAUCUCAGGGCUGAGCAGACCAGUGGGGUGGUCACUGUCAGGACCACAGCUCUUCAAUCCUUGGAAGCUGGAGGAUGGUGGUGGCACCAGGAGAAGUAUGGCGGGACCCAUGAUUCUCACAGACUGCCCUGGGCCAGCAAGGGUGUAUCCACCACAUCCUGCAAGUCCGCUCGAUGGCACAGGGAGGGGUGUGGGGUGUUCUGGGAAAUUGUUAUAAAAGGAUAGAAUUGUCCGUCUGGAAGUCACCAGUGACUCAGAAGUCAUUUGGUAGAAGUUGGAAUUCAGAACCAGUGUGUCAGCACGCUGGCGGCUGGGCAGAGAGCUAGGCAGCCUUGGACACUGGGUCAGUCACUGGCCAGCUUGUGUUGGAAGUUUCUACACCACUUGUUUCAGCUGCAGCUUCCCAAUGUGUACACUGGUGAGGACGCCUACACGCAGCCUAGGCCCACGCUCCAUGACAUUUUUCUUUCUUUCCCCUUCUGCUUUCCAGUUCCUAAAGUACUAUGCGUGUGAGACAGCGCUGUGAGUCCUGGAGAGAGGCACCCCUGGCUCAGACAGUACAACCUCGGGUAACCGGAAGCCAGCUCCCGGGGCGCCUCUACUCUCUGGUCUGUGGUUGAAGGGAGAAGCUGCCACCAUCCCCGCAGAGAAGGCCAGAGGUUUCAACAGCGUGGCGAAGUCUAGGGGACGGUGUGACUCGGGAGCGGUCCAGGAGCUCUCUCCUGGCCAGGGCGCUGGGAGCCUGGAAGACAAGGGACAGCUGAGGCAAGAGGUUGCUGGAACUGGAGGGAGGAACAGAGGAGGAACUGUGGCUUGUGGUGGUGCAGGAUCAGCACAACGGGGUGGGCAGAGUGGAGAGAGAAACGGGCAAGCCAGGGGAACGGGAGGAAAGGGGAGAGGAGGCAGGAAGGCUGUGUGUCCUCCAUCUGAGGGACAAGCCUCCCCCCACAUGGCCUCCAAGCAGGCUGCCGGGAGGGGCCCAGGGGAGAAGCGCAAGAGGGUGGUGCUGACGCUGAAGGAGAAGAUGGACAUCUGCGCACGCCUGGAGAGGGGCGAGAGCCGGAAGGCGCUGAUGCAGGAGUACAACGUGGGCAUGUCCACGCUGUACGACAUCAAAGCCCACAAGGCACAGCUGCUGCGCUUCUUCGCCAGCUCCGACUGCAACAAGGCUUUGGAACGCCGGCGCACGCUGCACACGCCCAAGCUCGAGCACCUGGACCGCGUCCUGUACGAGUGGUUCCUGGGCAAGCGUGCCGAAGGCGUGCCUGUCUCGGGCCCCAUGCUCAUCGAGAAAGCCAAGGACUUGUACGAACAAAUGCGGCUAACCGAGCCCUGCGUGUUUUCUGGCGGCUGGCUGUGGCGUUUUAAGGCCAGACACGGCAUUAAGAAGCUGGACGCAUCCAGCGAGAAGCAGAUGGCUGAUCACCAGGCGGCUGAGCAGUUCCGUGCGUUUUUCCGGAGCUUGACCUCAGAGCACGGCCUGACGCCAGAGCAGGUUUACAACGCCGAUGAGACUGGCCUCUUCUGGCGGUGCUUGCCGAGUCCCACCCCCGAGGGUGGGGCUGUGCCCUGCGGCCGGCAGAACAGGGACAGGCUGACCGUCCUCAUGUGUGCCAAUGCCACGGGCUCCCACAAAAUCAAGCCCCUGGUGAUCGGGAAAUGCAGCGGGCCCCGGGCUUCCAGAGGCAUCCAGCACUUGCCGGCGGCUUACCGGGCCCAAGGUAACGCGUGGGCGGACAGGGCGGUUUUCUCUGACUGGUUCCAUCAUAUCUUUGCUCCGUCAGUGAGAGAGCACUUCCGAGCCCAGGGCUUGCCAGAAGACAGCAAAGCUAUGCUCCUGCUGGACAGCUCCCGGGCCCACCCGCAGGAGUCCGAGCUGGUUUCCGCGAACAUCUUCACCAUCUUCCUGCCCGCCAGCGUCACCUCCUUAAUCCAGCCCAUGGACCAGGGCAUCCGGCGAGACUUCAUGAGGAAUUUCAUCAACCCCCCUGUCACGCCACAGGGCUUCCACGCGCGCUACAAUGUGAACGACGCCAUCUGCAGCGUGGCCUGUGCCUGGAACGCGGUGCCCGGUGACGUCUUCAGCCGGGCCUGGAGGAAGCUGUGGCCCGCGGCUGCGCUGGCGGAAGGCUCCUCUUCCGAGGAGGAGCCCGAGCGCCUCAGAACCAAGCCUCACGACCAGACCUUCGCGCACGUCCUGGAACUCGGGAGAGAGGCCGCGUCCCGCGCGAGCAGCAGACUCAACGGGAGCGCGGCGGCCGAGCGGGCUGGGCCUGGGCAGGAGGCUGGAGGAGGGCGCCCCGCUGCGGGCCACCCAGAGCAGGCCGAAAAGGAUGGUGGGGCUGGGGAGGGCGAGGAGGUGGCCUGGGAGCAGGCGGCCGUGGCCUUUGACGCCGUGGUCCGCUUUGCCGAGGCGCAGCCUUGCUUCUCGGCACCGGAGGUGGGGCAGCUGCGCGCGCUGCGCUCGGUGUUCGUGCGGCAGCGGCAGGGGCGGCGGCGGUGCCCGGCACUCAGGGCCGGGGUCAAGCUCGAAGCCCCCCAGGAGCUCGCGGCGGGGUGCGCCGCCUCUGCCGGCUCCCCGCUGCCCUGCUCGUCCCUGGCGGGUGAGAACUGACUGCGUCUGGAGCCGCGGCUGCGUGGCCACACCCACCGGCGGGGAGCUGUUCCCGGAGGGUGGGUGCUGAGACAUGCGUGCCCAGCCCCUCACUUUGUGGCUAACCAAGUACCUCACUGGUCGUGUCACACGAACAUGAGGACAUAUUCUGGCAGGGCCCACCAAACCUAAAACAUACCUGAGCGUCCUGUGGCUACACUCCAGGACUGGGCGAGCAGGUUCUGGUCGGUGGCUGGCUCAGCCUCGCUGUGUCCGAGGGUAGAGAUGUCCGUCGGGAGGAGAAAAGUCGGCCCUUAGGCCGGCCAAUGGCAGUACCUGCCACCAUUUGACAGGCUGGCAUGUCCCAAGGUCCACGUAUCCUGUGCCUCAGGGCUUGGUCUGCUGGGCUGGUUCCCAAGAGCAGUUCACCAAGGGCCAGGACUCAGUUUAUGACCUUGAGUCAGCUAAGCCCCCUGCUGUGGCUUUACAGGCAACCUGUCAUCAGCCUGCUCGAGUGUCCCCCUUCAGGCAUGACUUUGCUCAGCAGCACGAGCCUGUGAACGUUCCUCCAUGUUGCCCGCAGACCCCGUGCCUUGGGCUUGACCCCAACAUGUGGGCUGCAUGCUGACUUCACGUGUGGAAUUGCUUCCCAUAAAGCAAGCAGGAGCGUUGGGCCAGGCGUGCCCUCGCCCGCUAGAGGACCAUAGGGCCCUGUGGUGUUUCUGGCAUCUUGGCUCAGAGUCCAGUAGACGUGCACCAUCCCAUAUUGCUCAGAUAUCACAUUCACGGCCUUUCCAUGGAUAAAUCUUGACCAGACCUUCAGAAAUUAGUCUUAGGUUUGCACAGACAUAACUAAAACAGGAAAACAAGCUGUUUAGAUUCCUAGCAAUAGUUGAAUAUCUAUCCGCAGCUGUUCACACCUUGUUGAGACUUGCUGGGGAAAGUUGGCUGUUCUGGUUGGUUUGGUAAAGGCGGGGCGUGAAGCCAUGGUGAUUCUUCCUGUCUCCUAGGCGGGUCACAGCUUCCCGGUGGCGCUGCCUCACUUGUGGCCAGACCUGUAGUCACAGAAAGGCCUGGGUCGGCAGUACUUACCCUCCUCUUUGUACACAACAUGGGCUAUUUUUCUGUGUUUCUUUCACUGCUUUGCCUUUGAAUUCCAUCCUCUUCUUGAAGUCAAUGUCACGGCAGCUGAGUGGAUGCGUAGUUUUCAUCUGUUUGCUCUUUAUGCCACCAGGGGGACCUUUGUUCCCUUGAGAGCCGAGGAACCUCAAGUGUUCGGUUUGCCCUGGGUUUCUCUUGUAUUUUUACCGCUUUCAAACACCAGGGUGGCAGCCAUUGCUGACAUGGCGCUACACCGUGGAGCGUGUGUCCCGCUUUGGAUGCAUGUAUGAAGGUUGGGAAAUGAGCACAGACCGUUUUAAGCUUCCUUGCCGAUUCUGUGCUGCUGUGACAUCUGUUUCCUUCACAUGUCUGGGUAACACCUGUGCACCCGUGUACUCCUGUGUCAUUUUGUGUCACUUCCAGACUCAGGUGCAUCCCCAUGCCAUUGAGUUGCAGCUGCUUGAGGUACAAUAGGAAGUUCGAUGUGGAAUCAGCAAGGCUGCCCUCGCCAUUGGCUGUGGCCAUAUGGAGAUGGAUGGGCAUGCCCGCCCGGAGAGGUGCCCCCGCAGUCAGCCUGCGGGCCCCCGCCCAGCCGUUCUUGAGCUGCAGGACUUCGACGGGUGGGUGGAGCCAGGGAGGGGCCUGGCAUGGGGGUUCCUGGCUGGCGCUCCUAGGUUGCCGUCAGACUAGACCCCAGGCCAUGGGCUCUUGUCAUGCCCUCACUACCUGCUCCUGUCCUGGCGUGUUGUGGCAGAUCAAUAAACGCACGUCAGCGGACAAACUGAGCGGUGUUUAUCCUCAGGGUCUCCUUCCAGAACCAGCCACUCCUGCUGCCGAUCAAGGGGUGCUUCAGGGAGCAGGACUCGCCUUGCAUGCCUCCCUCUCCCCUUCCUCCCCAUGGGGGCUCUUCUGGAGAUCUCAGGAGGAGUGAGGAUUCUCAGUGUAAGUGAUGGCAGAGACCUGGAGCCCAGUGAGGCUGUCUUGUGAGCUGUGUGUCCGGCCCUGGUGAGCACCUCUGCCCCGGGCUCCUUGCAGAGACUGCUGCGUCCUCUUCACGCCCAUCCCUAGGUGCUUUGCUCCACUUACUGUCCAGUUUCUGAGAGGUUCAAGUGGUCAGGGUCUUGAGUUUCAGAAUUUUUUUGGCCCAAACAGUCUUAGGUGGAGCCCCCUGGACUGGAUGUGAAAUGGAGCUGGAGGGACCACACCACCCUUUUUCCUCACCAGUAGCUGCUGAGGCCCCUCAGGGAACCUGGGCUCCCUGUUCCUCCCACCCCCCACCUCCCCCUAUACCCCCAACUCCAACCCCAGCCCACACUGGCCGUGGGGUUGGCAGGGACAGGACCUUGGUGGCUCACAGGGUGGUGACUCCCCCAGAUUCUCCCCACCCCAAAGGGAGGUUGUCACCCCAGGGUGGCGUGUGACCUGUGCUGUGGUGUUGGACUAGGUGUGUGAAAUGAGUGCAUCAGGACCUGUGACCGUGGGAGCCAGGGGCCCGCAGAAGCCGGCAGAUGGCCCCAGGGCACCCACGCUGGGCUGCAAACCUUGCUCACUGCUCCCCACCCUGGGGUUUAUUGACUUACUACUCUAUCAAUAGGACUCUGAAGGGACAGGCUUAGUGGCCUGUUGAUCACCCUGCUUGCCUUCAUGUCCGUCAUUUACAGACGUGUCCUGAGCCAGGCCUGAGGUCCUGGAUGGGCAGCUGGACACUGAAGGGGAGGGGCUGGAGCCCAUGAUGGUCUGUGAGCAGGGGCCAGCCUACACGCAGAGGAGGGGAGCUCCGCCAGGCCCCCCAGGCCAGGAUCAGCCAGCACAGAGGGGCACCCCGACCCUCACACAGGCUUACAGUUGCCCAGAUGGUUGCUGUGUGAGCCUGGGCUUGAGGUCAGCAGAAACGGACCGCGGAGCCAGCCAGCCGUGCCGGGCAGAGGGUGGGCCUGGAGUCUAGCUUGGCCAAUGUGUGCCUCCCCAGGGGGCUUCUCCCAAGGGAGCAGGCUCCUCCUGUCUGUUCCCACUGGGCCCGAUCUCUUCCCUUCCCCUGCUCUGGCUCACCCUUCCGUGUCUCAGUCUGAACCCUGCGGUGGAACACGCCUCUUUCUCCACCCUGGACCUGCCCCACUCUCAACUGGGGCAUCGCUGGCUGGCACUUUCCUUGCUGCCCUUCCACUUCUCCCAGAGGCCAGAGGCCCUGCUCCCAUAGAGGGCAAAGCAGGGGUCCUGGGAUUUGGGGAUGCCAGGCCAAGGCAGGACACUGGGGGUGACAAAGCUGUCAGACACGCAGCCUUGGGGAGCUCUGGUCUCAGCAGGACUCUGCGCCUGGGGUGGGAGCCUGCUGCCCCAAGCCUGGCUGGUGAGAGGCGGCACUAGAGCGGGGCCCAGGUCAUCUGUGAGGCAGGCCCUGACCCAGGGAAGUGGCAGCCGGGACAGGUGUAGGAGGAGGGGGGUCCCCGGGGCUGCCCUCAGCCCCCCCCACACUGCCCAUGUCACUGCCUAUUCUCUGCCAGGCCGCCACGCACACACCAUCUUCCCCUUUUGAAUGUCUUUCUUGAUUUAUGGGGCAAUACAUUUUAAUAAAGGGCUUUUCCCCUUGUGAGCCCAGAGCAUGGGGCUUCUCUUAGCUCAGGACCGUGCCUGUUGCCAGCUGCUUUAAUAAGGACGCCCAUAAAUCAAUCUGUUUUUUGUGGCUCUGAAAAAUCAGGCCACUGGGUCUCAUUGCACCUCAUUAUUAUUAUUAUUAUUAUUAUUAUUAUUAUUAUUAUUAUUUUAUUUUAUUGGGGAAUAUUGGGGACCAGUGUGUUUCUCCAGGGCCCAUCAGCUCCAAGUUAUUAUCCUUCAAUCUAGAUGUGGAGGGCGCAGCUCAGUUUGCACCUCAUUAUUUAAUGAAACACACAUUAUCAAAACGGAGCCAGAGCACCAAUCGAGGGGAGGUGGCAACUUCUUGAAGGGAAGAGCAGGGGUUGGGAGGCCAUGGCCGAUCCCCUGCAAUGGGGGGUACAUUCCUGGGGUUCCUGAGGGCUGUCCUCUGGCCUCGCCCGGGUGGCCCAGCUCUUAACUCUGCUGGACCUGUGGCGGAGGCCUCACUCAGGCGUCAGCCUCAUCUCACUUCAUCCCUAAAAAGGGACCCCUACAUUCCUCCCACAUCCCCAGACCCCCCGCAGCAGGCUCAGAGAUGUUCUGUCCCACUGUGGGGGGGCACUGCCACAAAGCCCGCUCACUCACAGAGGGUCUUGCUGGGCUGCAGGCCACUAAGGAUGCUGGCCGUGCAAAGAAGUUGCAUCCCCUGCUUUCAAAGUGUAAGGGUUAUGGUGUACUUUUCAAGAUUUAAAAAAUUUGGUUUAUUUUUCUUUCUUUUUUUCUUUUUCUUUUCCCUCCCACCUCAUUUAUUAACUGUUUUCUCGAGGCUACAUGCAUACCUCAUUAAUCUGAACAACUGGCAGAACCUGAUUUGAAAGAAACUGGUUCAGCCCUCAGACAUCUGGACGCCGGCAACCGGACUGCAAUUCUGGACGGCAAUUUUCCAUCAGAUGGCAUGUGAAUCAUCCGUAGGACCAGGUUCAAGGUAACCAUCGCGGAACAAACCGGACCCAGGGGACAUUUCUCCUGGACGUCAGCUCUAAGGAGUCGCUUGACUAGCUCCCUCUUUCCUUUGUUCUGCCUCUUCUUGUAUACCUAUAAACCCCCUGACCAUUCUAGGAACGGGAAAGGUGGCCUUUGUGACGGCAGUCCACCAUCUUCCCGGAAUGCCGACAUUUUGAAUAAUCCUACUUUUCUUUCUGCCAACCCUUGUCUCUCGAUCAGCGGCAAGCAGCUGAACCCAAGUCAUUAACAAAAGGACAGAAGUUCAAGAAAAAACCCACCCACUUUACUGCAGCUAAAAUAAUGAAGUCAAUAAAAUAGGCUUUCAGUUUAUCAAACUCAAUGAAAAUGUUCAGUGCUUGGAACUGUCUUCUCCAGCUUGCUGUCUGGGUAAUAACUGCGAGGUGGACCAUCUCAUGAAUGUCACGGUUAGUGUCCUGCUCAGUGAGCCAUCGUGCAGCCUGGCUGAUUCCCAGUUUGAGCUGAGGAGGUGGGGACCUCCUGCAAGUGUGGAAUUGGGGGUUUUGUGCGGCAGGUUUGGGGACAGGUGUGUGACCUGGAGGCUGUGGCUCUGCCCAAGGCUGUGCUGGGGGCCUCGCUGGGG